UUCACAUUGGCUUGCCAUCUCAACCUCCGUUUGCCUUGUCGUUCAAGUCGCUUUCUCGCAUCCAUCUCUACAUGUCAGAAAGACAGUCGAUCAGCACCAUUAUCAUUCCCCUCCCUAUCUUGUUCUUGACUACACGUCGUCCGUCUUGCUCGUGGCAUGAUAGAGCGGACCGCAGCAUGCAUUGAACCAGCUUCUCAACUCUUCCUUCGACGCCUCGAGCCUCCUGUUCGCACACACCGUGCGCUUGGUCCCUCUUUCUGGAAAAAUGGAGGCAACCAGCUGGAUGUUCCUCCCUGGUGGCCCUUGUAUCUCAAUAGCAUCCGAGCUCUGCGUCCAAAUCCACCCGGGCUCGAGUCUGUUCUACCGUGCCCGAGACAGUCCUGGGUAGUCGAACCCAGCGAAACCCCUCAUCGAUCGCGAGUUGUAGCUUCGAGAUCCGAUCGAUAUUCUGCUCGGCUUCCACCGUCAUCCACCCGAGCCUAUACUAGAUCGGCAAAGUCCACGCAAAAAGCUACUGCGGUGUCUGUCAAGGAAGAAGAGCAUUUGGAGGAUGUACUUCUACAUUAUCCGCCAUCCCAUCUCCCGGAACGUAUAACUGUGGACGAUACAAGGAACAAAGACAAUGAUCCGGUCACCGCAGGCGCACAUGAAGAGUUAUGGAACGAAGACCCUAUUCCUACUGUCAACCGAACAGAAAAACAACUCUUGCAAAUCCUCGAUAAUAACAGGGACGUGCAACCAGAAUCAGAAAGCGCCGACUUCGAUCGUGCUUGGGCCUUAUUCAACCAAGUCCCGAAUCAGCAAGCGUACGCACCUGAAAUCUUCCAAUUCCUUUCCAAAUCGAGCAGAAGACGGGAUCAGACUCUCGCUUUAAGUGCCUUCAGACUUAUCGAUGAAGAACACAGAACUCGAGAUGACUAUGAGCGGGCCGUUCGAUCAGCAUUGAAAGCGGACAAUUAUCGUCUGGCCUUGAGAAUCAACGCUCGUGCUACCCUGCGCAACUUGCAACAGGGUUGCAGUGUUUUCCUCCUGUUGCAUGCUGUUUCCAAUCAGCUCUGGAAUACCGCUGCCACGGUAUGGGAUACCUCUUUCAAGCGACUUCCUUUUCGCGCUGGGCAAACAUCGCCGACUCGCCUUGCCAUUACGGAGGAGAUAGGCAAUUAUCGUGAUCUGCCAUUCGCCAUACACCAACUUGGAACAAAGCUGCGGGAGCGGGCAGUAGUCACCAUGCGACAUUCAGGCUCUCUCUUGACACUAUUCAACGAGCUUCUAAACGCUCUAGUCCGAAAUGGUUCGCUUAUGAGCAUAAUCACGCCGCAAGGACUGGAGCAUCUGUUUCAACUGUCAAACGACCUGUCGCUGUCGAAACCAUCUCUUUACAUCACAGCCAUUGAUACCAUCAACAAGCUCGCCAUGAGACCUGAUAAAGGAACAUUGGCUGAUCUUGUGUACAACCUCCUUCGAUCAAGCCUUCCAGAAGUACCGCCACGACCCCAGAUUUUUGGUUCGCUCUUGUCGAUACACUGUAAUGAAGGAGCGCCUGCCGAGACGUACAAUCACUAUCUGGAUGAAUUCUCCAAGUUCCACGGUGUUGCAGAUCUAAAGAGCUACCAAAAAGUUCUGUCAGCUCUUGCUGCCCAAGGUGACGUUGAUGGCAUCCAGCAGGCGUUUUUACGCCUCUGCGAGACCCAUUCACGACCCACUGAUGUCGCGUACUAUACGCCACUCCUCUACGCAUUCGCUCGCCUGGGAGAUGUGCAAGGGACAGAACGGGAGUUUCGGAGAAUGACCGACUUUGGCGUACGCCCGAACUCUUAUUGCUGGAAUAUCCUUCUCUACGCCCAUUCUAGGUCCCUCGAACCUUGGCGCACCUUUGAGGUCUUGGACAGAAUGAAGGCUGAGGGAGUAGCGCCGGAUGCGUUCACCUUUACGACCUUGAUGGGUGUCUUCUCUAGAACUGGUGACACUGACACUGUACUGGAUAUUCUUGAACAAGCCCAGCAGCAUAAAGUCCAAGGGUCAUAUGGUCUGGUCACUGGUCUGAUACAAACAUACUGCCUCAAUAAUCAAGCAGAGGCCGCGGAGAGACUCGCUGAAGCAGCCACCAAUGCCCACCUCCAGGGUUCGCCUGUUACAAUGUGGAAUUAUCUGCUACGUCACUACGCCUUUACAGCAGACUCUGAUAGUAUGCUACGUGUCCAGGGGCGUAUGAGUGCGCUGGGAGUCGAGCCGGAUGCCAUGACUCACGCUGCGUUCAUGACAGCGCUCGUGGUUUUGAACAAGACUAGGGAUGCGGUUCAGAUACUUAGGACUCUGAGCUUGAGUCAGACCCUUGCCGCCACGCCCUUCCAUUAUGCCAUUAUUUUGCAUGGAUUCGCAAAAGAAGGUGACAGGGACAUGGCCAAUAUCGUGUAUCAAGAGAUGAUUGAGAGGUUCCCGAGGAUCGGAGCCAGUCCACGUCUUGCGAUGCUCCAUCUACAAGCUAGUCGAAACUCUAUCCCCAACGAACGGCCACUUUUUGCUGCCCAGUACUUGGAAGAAAUCCUCCAUGAGCUCUCCACGCAGGACCGAGCAGAGCGUCAACCGCAGCCCGGUCUGCACCGCCGUCGGGGCGUUGAUGCCGUUCCAUCGGUCUAUUUGGAGUAUCUGAUCGACCUUCUUGCGGCAAGGGGCCAAAUCAAGCACGCAGAGAAGCUUGUUCAGCGGUUUGAGUCUCUCUCACAGUCGUCAUACCUUAUUUUAAGCAAUGCCGCCUCAACUUCGAUCCAGUUCCUGACUAGGCGCCUGAUGAUCUCAAGUGAGAGAUAUGACUGGGAAACAGUUGAUUCUACUUGGAAACAAAUCCUUGAACGCGGUAUCCAGACAGCAAGAAGAUUUUCCCGUACAGCGAGAAAGCAACUCCCCCGUGAAAGCAGAGCGGUUGAUGGGGAGCGAACGCGGCCGGUACGGCCCACAGGUCUACCCGACUCCGAAUUGAUCACGAAGGAGGACUUCUCGUUCGAGUCGAUGAUUCCGUACAAUACCCCGAUCAGUGGUCUGUUGGAUGAGCCGGGCCUUGUGAUCCUGCCCUCGCAAAGAUACAUUCUUGAAGCACCUUUGACACGGUACUUGAACAGUUUGUCUGUCCGUCAACUCCAAUCUCGUGCUAUAGCUCUCGUGGCUGAGCUAGAGAGAGUGGGGUUUGCAUUGACUAGUAAAAAUUGGAAUAUGUACAUUCAAACCUUGACGCUGUCGAAGGAACAGCAGCAUUGGCUCCUUGCCUACGAAGUCUUCGAGCAGAAGAUGAUCGCCAAUACUCCGCCAUGGUCAGUCUUGCGGCGCGGCAAAUGGUUGUCAUCCAAGGUAUCAGAAGGCUCUCAUCCGACGCUCGUUCCCCGCAAAAUCAUCGAAAAACGGGAUCCGGGGCAGAUGAUGCCAACCUAUUACACUGCAGUCCACCUUGCCAGCGUUCUACUCAAAGCGAACAGACUUGCAGCAGAAGGCGACAAGGCUACGUACAUGGCGCUUCGGAAGGUCGCCCCUCAAACCUGUCGCUUUGUCCAAAGCAUGCCUUAUCAUAGAGACCGAAUCCAAGGUGUCCUCCUUCGCGGAAGGAAGAUCAGGGCUGACCCGCCAAAACAGCCUCGAGAAUUCGCUGAGCCGGAUCGGUCCGGUGUAUUGGGAAGCAAAUCACCAGCGGACCACAUCCCCGCCACAGAAGUAGUCGGGAUCGAAGAUGCUGUACGACGCGAGGCAGGCGACAAGAAAUCAUUCAGUGCGGUGGCGGAAGCGCGUGAGAUACGUCAAGCAGAACUUUACGAAGGAGAAAUCGCUAGGGUUCCUGGCGCAACAGAGAAACAACAGGACCAAGAAGCAAAGGAAAUCAAUCGUCGAGUGCGUCAUAAGGAAAGAAAGCUUCUUCAGAUACUGGAGAAGGUUCGCCGCGAUGUGUUACUCCCGCGAAAGAUCAGCGACCCAUAUAUUGGCCAUCCAACGAUUUCUGUGGGUGAACGUCUGAUUCGAACACGCUCCGGAGGGCAAGGUUUAUACAAUCCGACUGAUCGAAGGUUAGAGCAGAGCGCUCAGACCAAAAAAGAAGUCCGUGAGCGGUGCCGUUGAAACUUCCUCGCAGCCCCGAAAUAAAGCGUCCUUGCUCGCCGCGGACAAGCUUCAGAACGUUUUCAUCGCUUCGACAGGAGACGGCCGGAUCCGCCUGCCAAUGUUUUCGAACUUCUCGUCAGCUCAGCCAGGUUCGCGUCGUAGUGGACAAGUCAAAGAUUGAAGUGCCCAUGGUAGCAAACGAACAAGUUUUGCGACGAGCAGCGCCUGAAGGAGAGAUGAAAGAGUGUUGCAUAGCUGUCACACGCGUGCCUUGGGGGAUUGUCAGAGAUGGUGUACUGGUAUUCCGUGCAUAGCAAGCGGGUGGAAUUUUCGUAGUGAGAGGAAUAUCUUGUACAUAAACGUGGAUGUAACGAUUCGACCGUCGAGUCUCGAGCAUUGAGUACUUCUCAUAGAUUGCGCUCAGCUCUCCUUCCUGUCACCCUUGUUUGUCCUUAUGCUGCAGUUCGUCUUCGACUUCCUCGAGAAUAUGGCUGUUCCCGGAACCCAAGAAAAGGGGGAAUUUCCGUGGUUGGUUGGUUUUUCACAGAGGUUGUGAUAGUCAGUCUAUCGAGGGCGGGUCAGCGAGCGGUUCCAGGUAGCAGGCCCAUUUCGCUUCUCCUUAGCACGGAGAGGGGAUUGGAAGAGCGCGCGGAAACGGUCCAAUACCUAGAUCUCUGCGAUCUUUCGUCCGGCUUUGUUUGUGAAAAGGGGUCUUCAUGGCCCUCUGUCGUGGAAAAUCUUGUCGAAGACCGGGGAACAA
Messenger RNA from Cladophialophora immunda, 4840 nucleotides. RefSeq lists its product as uncharacterized. Gene Ontology annotation, molecular function: protein binding. The transcript has a single exon. Lineage: Eukaryota; Fungi; Ascomycota; Eurotiomycetes; Chaetothyriales; Herpotrichiellaceae. The coding region runs from base 157 to 4098 and encodes 1313 amino acids. The record is from RefSeq and is a predicted model, not a curated record.